GUCUGAGACCAGCUAAUUCUGGACUACGACUCCCAGGUGACAGUGCGUUUCCUUUUAGAAAGUUAGGAAGGAAGGUUUUGUACCGUGCUUAAAAAGUGACUUAAAUGUUUGCUGUGAUCUGUUUUUAUUUGCUAGCAAACUGAUAAUAUACUGUGCCGAGGUAAUGUAUUUAUUUUUAAACGUGACGGUACAUUGUUGCGAAAUCUAAGUGAUCAAAGCUACAACUUAUAUGCCAUGCAAGUUAAAAAGGUGUGUCAUCGCAGUUGAGCUAUGGAGACAGGGCAGACCUGGCUGGAAGGCUCUCUGGGGCGUUCUGCUAAACUUGGUCUUGAAGUAUUGGAGCGUGCACGGAGGCGAAGCAUGGUGGAGUGGCCUGCAGUCUGUCCUGUAGCCCAGCUCACAGUAGAAGAGACUUUGAGAAGCCGUUCGGGGAAGGACCGAGUAGGAAAAAGUGAUAAUGAGGAGGCAACUAGGCACACCAGCAUUGAUGAUGCUUUUGAGACAGUGCUGGAGUUUAUGGCUCACACAACCAAACAAUGCAAGAACCUCUACAGAUCAGUGUCUGCAUGCGAGUGUAACCAGACUGAAAUGAACCAUGUAUGUAGAUACCACCCUCCUCAUGUCUCCUCUCAUGGUGCAGCCAAACCAAGGGUUUGCAGAAAGCCAGUACAAAGGACUUCAGAAGACUUUUAUAUAGAACUGGCUCCAGGCACCUAUGCCAUCACUGCAGGAGCAUGUGACUCCAAGAGACAGACCCGGGUGGUGAAAAUCAAUGCAGGGGAGAGCGUGGAUCUUUCUUUUACUGUGUGACCUGUUUACUGAGGCUUAAAGGGCUUGUGGCAAAAAAAAAACAGCUUUGCUGUCUCUUACCAAAGUAUUUUAAUCUUUUGCACUUCUUAUUAAUAUAUGGGUGCUGUUAUCUGUCAUGUUCUAUGUAGUCUGUAGAGCAUGGACUUGACCUGUACAAAAAGUGCACUUUGUCUUAUAAAUGACUCAAAUUAUGUAUUUUUUUAAAUCAGAUAUGCUAAAUAUUAGUUAGCUCUGUUGUAAAUGUUUGCACCAUUUUAAAAGCAAAUUAUAUAUUUCUGUAUACCAGUGUACUGUGUUUAAGUUAUCAUAUGCAAUAAAUAUGGACUCUUUUCAAUCUUAUAAGUAACUAAUAAUGUGUGUGAAUUUGUAGUAUGCAGACAAGUAGAUCUCAAAUUAAAGGUAUGCUACCUGGCUAUUUUAUUUA
Molecule: messenger RNA, 1234 nt
Organism: Acipenser ruthenus (sterlet)
Lineage: Eukaryota; Metazoa; Chordata; Actinopteri; Acipenseriformes; Acipenseridae
Product: A-kinase-interacting protein 1-like
Exons: 5
Coding region: 271-810 (179 amino acids)
Biological process (GO): regulation of non-canonical NF-kappaB signal transduction
Cellular component (GO): nucleoplasm
Source: RefSeq, a predicted model, not a curated record